Molecule: messenger RNA, 1228 nt
Organism: Mytilus californianus (California mussel)
Lineage: Eukaryota; Metazoa; Mollusca; Bivalvia; Mytilida; Mytilidae
Product: homeobox protein engrailed-1-B-like
Exons: 3
Coding region: 88-786 (232 amino acids)
Biological process (GO): regulation of transcription by RNA polymerase II; neuron differentiation; multicellular organism development
Cellular component (GO): nucleus
Molecular function (GO): RNA polymerase II cis-regulatory region sequence-specific DNA binding; DNA-binding transcription factor activity, RNA polymerase II-specific
Source: RefSeq, a predicted model, not a curated record
AGAAGAACAUGAUAGUAAAAUCUUUAUCUAUUUAUUUGUUGACUUUUAACCAGAAAACUUUGUAACUUUAUACAAACAAUUCAUAGGAUGGAUAAUAUCGAGUGUGUUAAAAUUAAAAAAGAAGUCAUAAGUGACGCUGAGGACGAACCGAUUGACAUUAUGGAAACAGAUGAAAGUUCCAGAGAGUCUCCAAAUGAAAACCAGGAACUAACUUUCACAAACUUUUCAAUUGACGCUAUACUUAGACCAAGUUUUGGAGUGAAGCCUAAACAAAGUGAAAGAAAAUCAGCUUUUGUAGAAAUUACAAGACAGAACAAUCCUGUGCCUGUUCCUAGUCCGAAUGGUUCUGAAAAAUCAUACAAGUCGUCUGGAUCUUCGUCGAGUUCCAGUCCAGCCGUAUCACCAGGGUCUGAGUCAAGAUCGAUGUUGUUUCCUGCUUGGGUUUAUUGUACUCGAUACUCAGAUAGACCAUCAUCUGGACCAAGGUCAAGAAAAAUGAAGAAGUGUAAGAAAGUAGACGAAAAGAGACCAAGAACAGCUUUUACAAGCGAACAACUGUCACGUCUCAAAAAGGAAUUCGAAGCCAAUCGAUAUCUGACAGAAGACAGACGACAAAGCCUAGCACUUGAAUUGAAACUUUCAGACGGACAGAUAAAGAUUUGGUUCCAGAAUAAACGCGCGAAAAUCAAGAAAUCAUCUGGUGAAAAUAACCUUCUAGCGAUGCACUUAAUGUCACAAGGACUUUAUAAUCAUUCAACCGUAACAGCCAGAGACGAAGAGCAAUAACGUGAAGGAGUUUGAAACGAUAAGUACACCACAAAAGCAGACGUCAUUGAAAAUAAUGUUUUUAUUCCUAGUCUCUUGUACUUACGCUUGACUUGACCAAUAUGUAUAGAUAUAAUUAUCUCAGGGACGAAAGGAGGAAAUGGUCAAGAUAACAGACCGGUACAAGCACAGUAGAGCUGCUGACCUAAGUCCACUAGGGGGAACGAUGAUCUGUCUACUUUUAAUUGAAAAAAGGUAUUCAUGACCAAAAACCUUUAACAAGACAGUGUCAACAGUUUCUACUCUGCCUGCUGGACUGUUAUUACAACGCAUGCGUACAUAUGGAUAUUUUGUUAAUUUAUUCAAUAUAAUGUUAUUUAAAGCAAUUCUGUGAUAAUAAUUGAAACUGUGUAUAGAAUGAUAUAAUUGUAUUAUAAUUCUGGAACAUGUGAAAUAAAAUGUU